AAAUUUGAUAUAUCGGAACUAGCGUGAGGGGUUAGACCAGCUCUAAAGAAAAUGUUGUGAAAAGAAAACGCUGCUUUCCCAUGAUUUGUGGAAAUAUCCGAAAUGCUAACCGUGCGGGCGAGAUAAUGCCGAUCGAGUGAGGCUAAGACACUAAACGGGCGGAGCGACUGCGCCGCGAUCGUCCCGCGUUGGCAAUUGUGUGUGUGUAUCAUGGACAAGCUACGAAACAACAACAAGGAGAAUGCACCCAUUGAGUACCCCUACCCACAAACCCCCGCCCAUCCAAACUCCUCUUCCUCUUCAUACACCCCCCUGGAAGCUGGCGAGGAUGUGGAGAGCAACAAGAGCACGCCCUACUUUACGCCCCUGGAGUUCCUGCAGACGUCUUUCGAGUUUCCCUCGCCCACUGCGGAGGGCGGGGUCCCGGGCAUUCCCGAGUCGUCGGCGGAACAGGAGGAUCAGGAGGAGGCAUAUACUCCCAGGCAGUUCACCAUUGCCAGUCCCCACCCAACGCCCUAUUUCCACCAUCCACCCAGCUCGCAGUCUCCCACCUUAAACCGCAAGUUCAAGAGGCUCUCGCUGUACGAUCGUCGAUCCUGCUCGCCCCACAUUAACAGCGAGGAGCGGGGAAGUGGGCGUGGCACCGACAAGGAGAACACCAUCCCUAAGGGCGGGUCGGACGACCACGACCUGGAGAACAGCAUGUACUUGUCGAAAAGCGAGCACAACUCACCCACUAUACUUUUCAAGGAUGAAUCCUCAACAACGCCAGGACUGGACGCCAGUCGACUUAGCUUCUCCCCGAAACUGCUGUCCUCUAUUAACAACCUGAACCUGUCCGGUUCUCCACUGAACAUUAUCAACUCGGCUGGGUACAAGAAUGGCAACUUCUUUCGUUUCCCGGAAAUCGAUCAUGUCGUACAGGAAGCGCCCAUGGAUACGGGCAGCUUGGAGGAGGUUCCACGACGAGAUCGAAGUCCAGCGCUGGCGGAACCGCCAGAGCAGCAGCAACAGAAGUCAGAGGGCCGAAAGAAUCGCAAAAAUAAGAAUAAUCUCACCAUUCGCAUCACGGACGUGCCCAUCAAGAACUCUAAUCAGGCCUCACCGUUGCCUAAGCCGAAGACUCCGACUAUCAAGAGCACCAAGGAGAAGGCCCGCUCGCUGGACUCGGCGGCCAAUGAGUCGGAGCUGUCGAUCGUGGUGCACAACAUUACGGAAUCUCACGGCAGCUACGAUGACAUGGAGUCGGGCCAGAUCAAACCAUCGACCAGUGUCAUCCACCACCACCAUCAUCAUCUCCAACAGCCCGGUUCCGGAAUCCACUCGACCUCGCUCUCCCGAUUAGACAGUCACCUGAGUCUGGCUAAUCAGCGGCGCACUACGCGCAGAAAGUCACCCGGAAUUAACACCACUGACUGGCUGAUGUACCACCGCAAGCAGAACCCAUAUCAGGUGCCACCGCAGCACUGCAGCACCACGGCCCAAAGCUCCCUGGACUCGGACGCCAGUUUGACGCCCAGUUUGGGAGAAUCCGAGCUAAAGUCCGCCUGCAGCGUGGACGGCGGCUCCAAGUUUGGAAUGGGCGCCAGUCUGGCGCCAAGGAGCGCCCACAAGCACAAUCAGCUGCUGCACUCGUCCAGUACGAAUCUGAAGACGCUGCCCGAGUGCCUCACACUGGUGGAGUUUUCUUCCUCUGGUGGUGGAGGUCCCAAGGAAUCGCCCUUUAAGCAAAAGUCCAUGGACUUGCCGAUGCCCUCAUUGCAGGCCAAAGCAACAGUGUCCACAUCUUCGAUGAAUCUGCUCCAGCGACGAGGAUCAAAUCACAGUUUAACGCUCAACCUGCACAGCUCGUGCGGCAACCUGAUGAACAGCGGACUAAGCCUGUCCAACUACAGCCUGGGCUCCAUACUCAACUCCAAGUCCAGUUGCAAUUUGGAUGCAGGCACUGCCAACCAGAUCAGGUCGGAUCAGCAGCCGCAGACGCAUCUGUUGGCCGGCAGCCAGGGCAGUCGGCAGGGGUUGUUCAGAAGACGGGGAUCCAACCACAGCAUCACCUUGAAGACGGGUCACACCACCACCUCGUGUGGGGAUCUGAACUCUAUGCAACAGCUGCAGCAGCAACAGGCAAUGCUGAGCGCGGAGAAGUACAGUCGUCUCAACAUGCGCACCAACUCCACUGGCUCGGGUUCGGGCUCGGGAUCCAAUGUACCUACUCCAAAGCGAGGAUUGCUAGAACGUCGCGGCUCUAAUCAGAGCCUCACCCUCAACAUGGGCAGUAUACUGGGAGGGGGAGCAAGUACCGAAAUCCAUGUCCAGGACUUAGGGCAACCAAAAGUCACGGUCUGCAGUUGUGCUGCCGCCAACCAAGCACCGCAUCAGCGCAAAUUCUUCAGCACCGAGAACCUAAACAGCAGCAAGGCCAACAACCAAAAGUUCUUCGGACAGGUGUGCUUUGGCUCCGCCUCGGAUUUGCAGCCCAAUCCACAAGAGGAGUCAUCAGGCGGGGAGCAGGGCAUUGUCGCCACUUGCACCUGCGCUGGAACCGUGCGCAACAUCAUGACCAGACCUCUGUCGCCGCAGACGACCAGCGAGGAGUUCAAGAUCUACCUGGCCAGCAUACAGAUGCUUCAGAGUGCCUCCAAUCCGCUAAAUCAGUUCGAUUUGAUCCGGCUGAACUACGUGUUCGAUCACAGCUACCAGAGCAACAGGAACAUGAUCGAGCAGCCACCUGUGUUGGGCCCUAAUGCACGGGAUUUGGAUACACCCACUGAUCUAGUGCCACCGAGCUCGGAGGACAGUGAACUGCUCGCGUGCUACCAGGGAGUGGUUAGGAGGAUCGUCCAAUCGAUUCCGGAACUGGAGGAAACCGAGCAGAAGCGCAUAUUUCGGGAUCUGCACAAGGAGUUCUGGGACCUGCCCCUCAAUCACCAGGAGAAGCCGAUGGUCUUCGGUUCCCAGACGAAGAAUCGCUACAAGACGAUCUUGCCCAACGAUCACUCCCGCGUGUUGCUCGAAUCCGCGUACAGCGAGCUGAUCAGUCUACAGGAGGAGGUAAAGAGAACCUGUUCCGUGACCGCCAGCGAGGACAUGCCCUACAUCAAUGCCAAUUACAUCAAGGGACCCGACUAUGUGUCCAAGUGCUAUGUGGCCACGCAGGGACCGUUGCCGAAUACUAUCUUUGAGUUCUGGCUGAUGAUCUAUCAGAAUACCCAGCGAUACAUACGACGCUGCGUGGAUGGAGGGAGCAGCAGCAGUCCGCAUAUGGACCGGGCGCAGAUCCUGCAGCAGUACUUCCAGAAGAUCGUCAUGCUCACCAACUUCACGGAGGCGAAUCGCCAGAAGUGCGCCGUCUAUUUCCCCAUCGAACUGAAUGAGAUCUUUGCGGUGGCCGCCAAGUGCGAGGUGUUUCAACUGAGUGAGGCGGCAAGGGAGUACUUUGAUCGGCAUUUGACGCCCACCUCUGUGCCGGACACUGUGGUGGCUUCCUCGGAGGCGAUCGACUAUGAGCUCAGUGGCCGGCACAUUGGCGUGGAGUCGGUGAAGGUGACGUUGGAGGGUGAUCUGCUGGAGGCUCUGCCUGCCCAGGGAAGUUUCUUCCUGGUCAAAAACGUGGGCAUUGUGCGGAGGAAUGGUUACUCGGUGAGGAAGCUGGUGGUGCUCUACUGCAUCCGAGUGCCCCAGACUGCAAGCUACCACCUGCAGAAGAUCUGCUGCUACCAUUAUUGGUAUCCGGACUGGCCGGAUCACCAUUCGCCACGGGACAUCAACACGCUGCUGGACACAUGCUUGCAUGUUCUUAACCUAGGAAAGUGUGAGUCGGAGUUUGACAACUACGAUGAGAGUAGAAGCGAAAGGAACGCCCACCUGGCGGCUCAGCGAUUGGAGAUCUACCAGCAGGAUAUCUUCAAUGCCGUCCAGCCGCUUCCCGUGAUCCACUGCUCGGCUGGGAUCGGGCGCACUGGUUGCUUCACGGCCAUUCUGAAUGCAGUGCGUCAGUUGCGGCAAUCGUUGGCUUACUCUUUGACUGGAAUGCUCACCAAAUCGCUGACCAGCAGCACGGUGGAGGAGUACGAAAGCCCAACGGACAGCGACAGCAGCUUCACCUGCAACACCAUCCGGUACAUCAGGCACAUUUUGGAUCACCAGGAGGCGGAGGCGGUUGAAACUGCCCCAUCCUUUGACCGCCUACCCAAGAUGCCGGACAUUUUCGUGGACGUGCUGGGAAUCGUGUGCAACCUCCGCCUGCAGCGGGGUGGGAUGGUCCAGAACUCGGAGCAGUACGAGCUGGUCCAUCGCGCUAUUUGUCUCUAUCUGAAGCGCACAUUGGCGUUGAGGCGAUUUUAAAAGAAGGGAUAACAGAGAUCAACAACUUUUUGACGACGAAAGAAGAAGAUUAAGAAGAAAACACCAAUUUACUAUUUGUAAACACAAUUUUUGUGACCCUUAUUUUAAUGAAAGCAACCACAACGGACAAGCAACAAGUAAAACCAGAAACCAUGGCUAAAAGAGUCUCGAAAAAGUUAAAUAAGAUGGCAUUCUCCGAAGGGGAUUGACGAGGUGAUGCUCUCAAUGUUUGCUAAAUAUUACUAUUACUACAUAUUCUAUAUAUAUAUAUAAAUGUUUAUUAAGUGUUGGAUGUAUGUGUGUUAAAUGUGUACAUAAGUGUAAAUGUUUCCGACUUUUGGUGUGAACUAUGCUUAAACUAAAGUUAAUUAACAAUUAUUAUUAUACCUUACCUUACCUACCAAAACAAUACCUUACCAUAAAAAAAGCGCAACUUUACAGAGCUCGAGACGUUCGGCCACGUCCCUCGAUGAGUUGUCCAUCCUGUUUGGGGGCGGAGAAAGCUCAAACCUUUUUCAAGUUGGGCCCCUUCCAAGGGUCCUUCUGACUAAAACACCAAUUUCCCCAAUCCCAAACUGCCAGCUCGAUCGCCGGACGUUGGCCAAUUUACGGACAAGAGUUAAAAACACAAGAGAAAAACUCGAAAAGAAAAUUUAAAAACCCAUAAAUGAACUUGUAUUAACGUUUAUGCAAUGGAACUAGUCAAAUAAAACUUAGAAACAUUUUAAAUGUAACUUUAAAUGUGUAAAA
Messenger RNA from Drosophila rhopaloa, 5094 nucleotides. RefSeq lists its product as uncharacterized. NCBI's taxonomy places the organism in Eukaryota, Metazoa, Arthropoda, Insecta, Diptera, Drosophilidae. The record is from RefSeq and is a predicted model, not a curated record. Gene Ontology annotation, molecular function: protein tyrosine phosphatase activity. Gene Ontology annotation, biological process: protein dephosphorylation.